AUGAUUACGUCCAACGAUACGACCGACACGCAAUACCGACCACGCGACGUGACGCUGCCUGCGAAGUCAAACGACAGCCUGGAGCACUGGGCCAUCGUGGCCCAGCACAGCGUUGCUGCAGGCGGGCCGGCCACCUUCGUUAACGUGACGGGCCGGUGCGGAGGCGGGAUAGGCAGGAAGCGCGGCGGCGAUGGCGCCAAGGGCACCAUGCACACGUUGUAUACAACAUCGACUCUUCCGGCGUGGUUCGGGUUCGAGCAGGACGUACAGUUCGAGUUCCACGACGGGGGCAACCUGCACAUGUUGCAGUCGUAUGUUGGCCAGGACCUCCUGCAGACGUCCUGGUUCAAGAAGCUCCCCGAUGUGCCGAGCUCCCGAGACGGGGCGCACUGGAGCAUUGGCCAAGAUGGAGAUUGCGCGUAG
Gaeumannomyces tritici R3-111a-1 is the source of this 423-nucleotide messenger RNA. RefSeq lists its product as hypothetical. Lineage: Eukaryota; Fungi; Ascomycota; Sordariomycetes; Magnaporthales; Magnaporthaceae. The record is from RefSeq and is a predicted model, not a curated record. The transcript has a single exon. Bases 1 to 423 code for a protein of 140 amino acids.